GUCAUUUUCUCUGUAGUAAACCUAGAUACUUUCUUCCAUACCUGGAAAUGUUAAAGGCCCUGGAUUGGGUUGAAGCCUGGUGGGGAAAACCUGUGGUUGGGGCACAGAGGGGUCAGGGUACUCUGUGAUUUUCGGCCAGAACACGAAAGUGGGGCCAUGGGGGACCCAUGUGAUGUAUGUCUUGGUGUGCUAGAGAAAUCAGCUCAAAGCUACCCACAUGGAUGCAGAAGGAAAGAUAGCAGAUUUAUUGCCCCCGAAGCCUGGCAGGCUGUGUGCACAUAGGCGCUCUGUGAGAGAGUGCAGAGUUUGGGCAGCAUUUCCUAGGUGUCUUGACAGGGAGGUAGAAGGAGGAACAGUCAGAACUGCUCAUCUCUCCCAAAGAAAUGAGAGGCAGCUUGUGCUGGUUUGCACACAGUGAGAGGCCUUUGAGUUAGGUUUGGAGGUCUAAUGACAUUCUAGGGGCCAUCAGACCAUGACUGUGUCUUGUAAAAUCUGGACACUGGGCUAUCUCAUUCCAGACCAAACAGAGGCAUCCUAAGCGGGAGAGGGGCACCUGCCUUCCCUUUAUGAAGCAAUGGAAAUGUUGUUUUAUUUACUCUUAUGAGCGGGGAUAUGGGAGGUUCUAGGAGUGCUGGGGCUCUGAGCCUUGCUGGAAGACUCUUUCCAAGGGAUGUGAGGUUUACUCAGGAGAACAGGGAGGAGCAGAAGAGGGAGGACCAAGGUCUGAGGAGUUGGAGGGAGGACUAGGAGGAAAGUGAGUUUUGGGAGUCUGAGUCCAGGUGGAGGUGGGAUAUGGGGGCAGGGACAGGAGGUGGAGAGUUGUUUUGGGGAUUGUGUGAUUCAGUGCAUGCUAUGGUCCCUUCCUGGUAAGCCCCAUUGUGACUUGUGUGAUCACGGUAUGCAAUUGUUUAUUGGGUUUUUUUUAAUACUAGAGAAUCAGAAUGUCUGGAGAAGUUACAGUUGGAGAGAAAGAAUCACGUCCAGUUCCAUCCAGAGAUGACCGGGGUUUUUUUUGCUUUGUUUUUGUUGUUGUUGUUGGUUUUUUUUUGAGACCGCGUCUUAUUCUGUCACCCAGGCUGGAGUGCAAUGGCACGAUCUUGGCUCACUGCAACCUCCGCCUCCCAGGUUCAAGUGAUUCUCCUGCCUUAGCCUCCUGAGUAGCAAGGAUUACAGGCGUGCACCACCACGCCCAGCUAAUUUUUGUAUUUUUAGUAGAGACGUGGUUUCACCAUGUUCGUCAGGCUGGUCUCAAACUCCUGACCUCGUGAUCUGCCUGACUCGGUCUCCCAAAGUGCUGGGAUUACAGGCGUGAGCCACCACGCCCAGCCGAGAUGACUGUUUAUUAUUUCCUGGUGUAGAGCCGGCUUUUCUACGUUCCUUCACACAUUCAUUCAUUCAUUCAUUCAUUCUCUCUCUCUGCUCUUCUCUCCCCCCAGUCCUUGCCUAUACGUUCACGCACAUGUAUGCACACACACUCACACAUACACAGAGUCUCUUUCUCCAUCGUGUAUAAUAUACGUAUGUAAACUUUUGCUGCUUUUAGCCUUUUGUUUUUUACUUAACAAUAUGCUGUAACGUCUUGCCACAUGUUGACCUCAAUAUUGACAAUUAAUUGACCUUAAUUGACCUUGCCACAUAUUGUUCCUUAAUUGCUAGUAGUCAUUUGAUUUUGGUUGUGGUGCAUGCAGAUCAUGGGAGGCCAAUGGGGAAGAUGUGGGGAGCAAAGUGUUUAUAAUUGUCUCAAGAUCUUGGAAUGUGGUUCCGAGUUUGCCUCAUGGGGAAACUGAAAUUCAGGUGGGCAUUGCCUGGAAGGAGUUCAUGCAGCUCCGUGGUAGAGCCUGUUUCCUAAGAAAGUAGCAUUUGGGCUAGCAGGUCCACAGCUCCCUGAGAUCACUGAGCGCCUAGGACUUGGUGGGAGAUGGAGCUCUCGUUCUCGAGAUGGAACUCUGUGGUUUAGUUCCCUGGUCUGCAGGGUGCCCCCUUGGGUCAGUGUCACCGCUGUAUACACAGGAGGCUUGGAGUGUUAUCAGCUCUCAUGGGACUGGAACACAGGCUUGUGUCACCCAGAGCCCGCUAAUCAGCCCUGGCAUCGCUUGGGAAUGGCAAGAAAUCCACAUUCUUGGGCCCCACACAGUACUCCAUUAGAAUGGUUUUUUUGUUUUUGUUUUAAAACGGGGUCUUCCUCUGUCACUCAGGCUGGAAUGCAAUAGCGCUGUCUUGGCUCACUGCAACCUCUGCCUUCUGGGCUGAAGUGAUCCUCCCACCUCAGCCUCCCAGAGUGCUGAGAUAACAGGUGUGAGAUUACAGUGGCUCACACUGUGCCUGGCCAGGACAGGUUUUAAGUCAGCACUUUGGAGAAAAUGCAGUACGCUUUUUGCCGAAUAUGUGCUCCUCUCUCACUGUGUUGCGUGCAAACAGUCCCAGUGAGCAUGUCUGCACUUUGUGGCUAGAGCUGGGAACCUCUGAGGGAGUGGAAAGAGGGUCUGGGGAGCAGGGGAGGGGAGCCUGGAAGGAUUGGCCACACCCUACCGCCCCUGUGGGCACACACAGCCACCACUGUUCUCACUUAGCUUCUUGGUUGCGAGGUAGUGGAAGGUGUGCAAGAUGUUUGUUCUGUGACUGUGGAAAUUAACUAAAAAUAAGUUGUUUACUGGAUACUGAGCCUCACUCAGGGGACCCUUGAGUGAUGGAAAUGCUGAAAGAGACCCAUUGUACAGAUCAUCCUGCGUGCUGAGCUGUCCCUGUGCUGCAGACUUCCUCCCCAAGAGCGUCACUUGUGUGGGUUGGCUGCAGACACCCUUGGGCUCCUGGCCAUGACCUCCCUCGAGGAUUCAGCUGUGUGUUCUCAGGGUCAGCGCGGGUCCCCAGGCCCACACCUGCACUGGAGGAGGCAGGUUGCAGAUUGCAACAGGCAGGGACACCGUGAGGGCUCCAGGACCUGGACUGAUUGCAGAACUAUGUGAUACAGGAGGGCAUAGGCACAGCCCUGUUUCCAUGUGGUGUGGUUGUGGUCAACUCAACACAAAUUCAUUGGGUGCCCAUGGUGUGUAGCGGGCCUUGCGGUCCUCCCAUGACAGUGCCUUCUCUAGUGCGACAGUCAUGAAAGCACCAACUCUCUGGAGUUUUGCUUGGGCCAUGGUUGGUGACAGUGCCUUAGGAAGGCGAGGAAGCCCUCUGAUCAGAGACCUGAGGAGUGGAGCCACCAAUCAGACUCCCUGGCGUGGAAAGGCUGCUGGGAGCAGAGGGCAGGGGAAGGCCAGGGCAGGGAGGCCGCGGGUCCUGCAGAGUCCAUGAGGCUGCGGUAAGGAACUUGGAUCUCAUUCCAAGUACACAGGGAAGGGCUUUGGGCAGAGAAGUGACAUAUUCUAAUUCUGUUCAAUGACUAUCUCAUUGACUGCUGGAGGGGGAAUGGGUGAUAGGGACAGGAUGAGGUCAGGAGGUUGCCUGAGAGGUUGUCCAGGUGUGGAGGGAGGGAGGACUGCCUUGGAUGGUGGAACUGUGGAAAGUAACUAAAAGUAGAUUGUUUCCUGGAGAUUGAGUCUCACUCAGGGGGCACAAGUAUGAUGGAAAGACUGAGAGAGACCCAUUGUACAGAUUGCAGUGUGUGAUGAGUGAGUCCCUGUGACUACAACUCCUUCCCCAAGUGUGUUGCUUGUGCUGAUUGGCCCAGACAAUGCCUGUGCCAGGUCAGUGGUGUGGUCUUGGGGUGGAGGGCGGGGACCAGCUGCCAGGACAUGCUCAUGGCAUGUUUCUGGGAGGGGAGGAAGAGAGGAGUCAGAAGUCCUGGGCCCGUGGUGCCUUUACUGAGAGAGGAACUGACUCUGGUGCUGCUACACUGGGGUGUCCAUUAGGGGUGGGAGGAGAUGCCCAGCAGGUGAUAGGGGAGGAGCUGAAGGAGGGGCUGUGAAGUUGGGGUGCCCGUUAGGGGUGGGGGCAGAUGCCCAGCGGGUGACGGGAGGGGCUGUGAAGUUGGGGUGCCUGUUAGGGUCAGGGACAGAUGCCCAGCGGGUGAUAGGGGAGGGCCUGUGAAGUUGGGUUGCCCGUUAGGGAUGGGGGCAGAUGCCCAGCAGGUGAUAGGGGAGGAGCUGGUGGAAGGACUGUGAAGUUCAGGUGCCUGUUAGGGGUGGGGGCAGAUCAGCAAGUGAUCAGAUGUCCAAGUUUGAAGCGUGAGGGAGUCUGGCUGGAGUGGGUGUUUGGGAGGCAGCGGCUUGGGGGUGAUGUUGAGUUUCUGGCCUGUGUUGUCUCACCUGGAAAAAGAGGGUGCAAGGAGGAGAGGUUGUGCCCUGUGCAGUCAGGUGCAUGAGGGGGCUAUGGCCAAGGAGAGUGGACGCAGGCGCUCAUGGAAGUGGGGCUGGAGACCUGGAGAGGGUAGUGGCCAGGGAGCCAGGGUGCAGUGACUCUCAGCAAGGCCCCUCGGCUCAUGGGCCAGGUCCACUACCACAUUUUUGUAAGUGAGGUCCCGUGGGGCAGCACACCCCAUGUUGGUGUCUUGUGUGUGGCCACUUUCAUUCCACCCCAGCAGAGCUUUGUAGUUGUGACAGAGACUGUGCGUGGUCCUUCACGGAGAGUGUAGUGCCUGGCAUGGGAGGGCCAGAGAGGUCUCGGGGCUGAGAGAGAGAGGGUGGGAUCAGGGCCCUGGGAGGAGGGUCUGGCCUUGGAGGUGAAAAGGGACCACGUUCUCCUGUGGCCUCUGUGUGGGGCCAGGCGUGUCAUCGGGUAGGGGAAUGGCUGGCCGGCAUGGGGGCCAUAUCCAAGAUUGGGCUGCUUCUGAUGUUCCAUGGGGUGUCCUCGCUUCCGUCCUUGCACUGCAUCUCCGUUGACUAAGGUUUAAUGGGAAAGAAGCCCUGGAAACCUGCAGUUGGAAAAGGGUGGCUACAAGUUUCUCUUCUGGCUUCUUCCUGGGUUGUUGUUAAACUUGAAUACUUUCCUUAUAUUUAUUGUUUAAAAUGUGAUAACGAGAAGAGCCUUGGUUGUUCAUGUCCUAAUUUUUUGGUCUUUUUUCCCUUCUUUCUUUUCUUUUUUUAAAGAGAUGGAAUUUCACUCUGUUGCCCAGGCUGGAGUGCAGUGGUACAGUCAUGACUCACUGCAGCCUGGACCCUCCAGGCUCAAGUGAUCCUCCUAUCUCAGCCUCCUGAGUAGCUGGGACCACAGGUGCACACCAGCAUGCCCAGCUUUCCUUUUGAAUUUGAAACAUUUUAGAGCUGGUGACCUUAGGUCUUAGUUAUUUUAACAGUAGGUAAAAAGGUCCAGAAGGUGAGGUGAUGUUUCCAGAGCUGUAAACUGUGCUGCAACACCAGUAACAGGACUUCUCCGGGGAGAUUGUGCAUAAUUUCCCUCCACACUCCUGGAAUACCUCCCAACCAUGCCUGCUUAGCAAAGAGGCAGAAGAGGCCUGGACCUUGGUGCAGACAGACCCAGGAACAGAUGAGCAGGGACGUCUGCAUCCACACCUGGCCGUGCACCUACUACCUGGAGCCCAAGAGGCGAUGGGUUACUGGACAACUGUCCUUAACGUCGCUGUCGCUCAGGUUCAUGACUGACAGCACUGGAGAGAUUCUGGUCAGCUUCCCCCUCUCCAGCAUAGUUGAGAUCAAGAAGGAGGCUUCGCAUUUUAUCUUCAGCUCCAUCACCAUCCUGGAGAAGGGCCAUGCCAAGCACUGGUUCAGCUCCCUGCGGCCAAGUCGAAAUGUGGUCUUCAGCAUCAUCGAGCAUUUCUGGAGGGAGCUGCUGCUGUCUCAGCCUGGAGCCGUGGCAGACGCAUCUGUCCCAAGGACCCGGGGCGAAGAGCUGACGGGACUCAUGGCCGGAUCCCAGAAACGCCUGGAGGACACAGCGAGGGUCCUGCACCACCAGGGCCAGCAGCUGGACAGCGUCAUGAGAGGCCUGGACAAGAUGGAGUCAGACUUGGAGGUGGCGGACAGAUUGCUGACAGAACUGGAAUCUCCUGCUUGGUGGCCCUUUAGCUCCAAGCUUUGGAAGACACCACUGGAAACAAAGCCCAGGGAAGAUGUCUCCAUGACCAGUUGUGAACCCUUUGGGAAAGAAGGGAUACUGAUAAAAAUUCCUGCCAUUAUUUCCCACAGAACAGAGUCUCACGUUAAACCAGGGAGGCUCACCGUCCUUGUGUCUGGGUUGGAAAUACAUGACUCCAGUUCUUUGCUCAUGCACAGAUUUGAAAGAGAAGACGUGGAUGACAUCAAGGUCCACUCACCUUAUGAAAUUAGCAUCCGCCAGCGGUUUAUUGGAAAGCCAGACAUGGCCUAUCGUUUGAUAUCUGCCAAGAUGCCAGAGGUUAUCCCCAUUUUAGAAGUGCAGUUCAGCAAGAAGAUGGAGCUGUUAGAAGAUGCAUUGGUGCUCAAAAGCGCAAGAACCUCUUCCCCCGCAGAGAAGAGCUGCUCAGUCUGGCAUGCAGCAUCUGGGCUGAUGGGCUGUACCCUGCACCGUGAGCCACCCUCCGGAGACCAGGAAGGCAUGGCACUGCACCUGCAGACAAGCCUGCCAGCCCUUUCCGAGGCGGAUACCCAGGAACUAACCCAGAUCCUGAGGAGGAUGAAGGGGCUGGCCCUGGAGGCCGAGAGCGAGCUGGAGAGACAAGACGAAGCCCUGGAUGGCGUCGCAGCGGCUGUGGACAGGGCAACCUUGACCAUCGACAAGCACAACAGGCGGAUGAAGAGGCUGACCUAGGGGCAGAGCAUCCCUGCAUUCCUGUCUCGCCCUGCACAUCCCCCUGAGAUGGAGGGCUGGGAGGCAGUGCCAGGGCUGCAGAGGCCUAUGGCCCUCUGGGGUGGUCUUCCUCUGGGUGGGGCUGCUACUGUGGGGCCGCCUCCACACUAGGGGCCUCCCCAGGUGUUCACCAUGCCUGCCCCCAACUCGGCUGUCCCUGUUGCUGGGCAGGACCCAGCCACAUGUUCUGCAGAUGCCACAGAAGUGUGGACCAUGGCGGGACCCCAAGGACACUUGGCACAGGCCUGGAAGAGGCCGCCCUCGUCUUGUCUCGGCUCCCUUUCAUGGACAGACCGGCAUUCUUAGCUGUACUAUGAAUCUGUGAGUGAAGUUAGAGCCCAGCUCACUGAACCAGCUCACUUUGAGGGCAUCCUAUAAACACCCAGCUAUUCUUUUAUCGUCUCGGUUUUAGCCAAAAGUGAAAUUAGCAUGACUGCACCUUUCAAACAAAAAUAUUGAUUUCUGCUUUUAUGGCCCCAUUUCCAUCCAGAAAUAAAGGGAAAUGCUGGCUUUA
Molecule: messenger RNA, 7237 nt
Organism: Symphalangus syndactylus (siamang)
Lineage: Eukaryota; Metazoa; Chordata; Mammalia; Primates; Hylobatidae
Gene: SNAP47
Product: synaptosome associated protein 47
Biological process (GO): synaptic vesicle fusion to presynaptic active zone membrane; exocytosis; synaptic vesicle priming
Cellular component (GO): plasma membrane; SNARE complex
Molecular function (GO): SNAP receptor activity; syntaxin binding
Source: RefSeq, a predicted model, not a curated record